GUGAGUUGUUUUUACGUGAUCUCAGGAAGAUUAGAGUGCUCGAUUUGAUUGAGUCAGAGUUGGUAGAAGAUGAAGUGGACUGGAUUUCAUGUUUUCCACAGAAUGGAACUUGUCUCGAGUCUUUGAUAUUUGACUGUGUGGACUCCCCUAUUAAUUUUGAGGCAUUGGAGAGACUUGCGGUUAAGUCACCGUCUUUGAAGAAGCUUAGAUUGAAUCGACAUGUAACAAUUGUGCAGCUCUAUCGUUUGAUGGUUCGAGCUCCACAGCUCACCCACUUGGGAACUAGUUCAUUUGGCCCCGGAGAGAUUGUUGCUCAGGGUGAACAGGUGCCAGACUACGUUUCUGCUUUUGCUGCAUGCAAAUCUCUAGUUUGCCUUUCUGGAUUCAGAGAAAUCAAUGCUCAUUAUCUGCCUACAAUAGUUCCAGUGUGUGCUAACCUUACCUCUCUGAAUCUUAGCUACGCCACAAUCAGUACUGAACAACUGAAAUCCUUUAUCUAUCAUUGCCAUAAGCUCCAGACUUUGUGGGUGCUUGACUCGGUAUGCGAUGAAGGACUGCAGGCAGUGGCUGCAACAUGUAAAGAUCUCCAUGAGCCAGUGCAGGUGUCAUUUGGGAGAGAUUAA
Coffea arabica (coffee) is the source of this 623-nucleotide messenger RNA. NCBI's taxonomy places the organism in Eukaryota, Viridiplantae, Streptophyta, Magnoliopsida, Gentianales, Rubiaceae. The record is from RefSeq and is a predicted model, not a curated record.